CGAUACAUUCAGCAAGCGUCUUCCAAAGAUGGCGGGUGCUCGAGAUCCUCUAGAAGAUAUGCUCUACUCCGAAGUGGAUGAAAAAGCAGUCAGUGAUCUUGUGGGUUCCCUAGAGUCGCAACUUGUUGGGCAAAAUAGUUUAACUGCCUCUCAGAGCGAAGUCAGGAGAGCAGGGGCAUCAGGCACUGUUAAUCACCACUUGGGAAAAUUGCUACCCGCUCAAUUGGGAACCACACAGGAACAACGCCAAACAGGACUCCACAAAGUGGAGCAAAUUCAGGAGGUCAGUUCUAAAGACUUCAACGAGAGGAUAUCGAUUUCUAAUUCUGUUUCUUCCUCUCUAAAUGUUUCCAACAACACUGGGUCUUCGGUGAUAGCUACGAAUCGUUUGCAAUCACAUGCGAUAUCAAACAACAUAGUCCCCAAUCCAACACCUGGAGUUGUAACUUUGCCAUCUCCGAUCUGUUCAAGUGACGCAGCAGUUGUAGCACAAACAAAUACUGUCCCUAACAACAACCAUAUUACUUCAACCAUACGGACUGUUUCUUCAAGAAUACAGAGUGUCAACGGGAACAGUGGGACCGUAACGUUAAACUCUCCCGUUGUUGCUUCUGCGCCCGGCUCUGUAGUGGGCUUACAAGCCGAGGUAUCCAGAACGGUAGCAGAUAGUAGUGUAAACAGUGUUGUCAUUGGCUCUGGAGCGGGUAACGGUAGCUCCAACAUGUCUGUUUCUGAAAGCGCCAAUACCGUUGGUGUUGUUGCGCAGUCCAAUCAUGUACUAUCACAGCCUGUUAUUUCUACAGAAAGUCACGCGACCUCUGCGAUUGCACUGAACCGGCCUCCGAAUCCGGCUGUACCAAACACUGUACAUAACGCAAGUGACUCACAAGGCUCUGCGCUGCCUGUUCAGGGCGUCAGAACGGUCCCUCCUUCUGUCUCAGGCGGGCCAUUAACAAAUACUGAAACUAGCGUAGUGAAGUCUGACUCUCCCAACCACAUAAAAACCAUCGUCCCAAACCAUCACUCUAACAACUCCGCAAACUUACAGCCCAUUACUCCAGCUCCAGUUGUUACUCCUACCGUUACCGUGCAGUCAGGUUCUGUGGUUGCCCAAGUUCCAGUGGCAAGCACUCCUGCCAGUGUCACGACUUUGGCAAAACCGACGACAAAUGUAGUAGGUCAGACCACCACUCUGUUGAGACCCUGUGCCCCAUCAACAGGAGUAGCCACGGCAACGCCACCCCAACGACCUGGGGUUGUGACCACUCCCAGGGCAGUGGCACCUCAGCUGAUAGUUCGUCCUCAGCAACAAACGACUAUUCAGUUACCUCCUGGAUUCACAAUACCACCAGGCAUGGUGCUGGUUCGCACUGAGGCGGGUCAGUUGGUUAUGGUACCUCAGCAAGUUCUGGCCCAGGUCCAGGCUCAGAACCAGGCUAAGAACAACUUGUCUCCAAGACCUGCCACUCCUACCGCUGGACCCACCUUCAGAGUCACUGCUCCUGCCGUGCAGUCCCCUGGCACCCCACAGGCCGUAAGAUCGGCUUCCCCUGCCCAGGCUAAAGUGGUACAGACUCUGAACCCCUCAAGUCCUGCUCUCCAGAAAACCUCGGUGAUGACGGUCACUCCCCCUCAGAAACCCAUGUCAGUGAUCACAGCUGGCCAGAGCACCCCAUCUACCAAGACCUCCGCCUCCACACCCAAACCUGCUGUCACACUGCAGACUAGCAAAACGACCCCGGCAACGUCAGCCACGCCCACAUCUGGAGCCCCUGUCCUCUCUCAGGAAAUGCAAGAAAAUGUGAAAAAGUGUAAAAACUUCCUUGCCACUUUGAUCAAACUGGCAUCACAUAAUUCCCCCUCUCCUGAAACGUCUCGGAAUGUGAAGGCGCUGGUUCAGGACCUGCUGGAUGCUAAAAUUGAGCCUGAGGAGUUUACAAAUCGUCUCCAGAGUGAACUGAAAUCUUCUCCUCAGCCUUACUUGGUUCCCUUUCUCAAGAAAAGCCUACCAGCACUGCGACUCACCCUCCUCAACUCCCAGCAGUCUCUGACACAGCUGUCGUCUCCCCCCACCCCGGCUGUGACGGUGGUUAAGGCUUGCCCCCCCAGCACUCUGGCCACUGUGGUGCCCGCAGUCCGGCCUGCCAUCGUCUCUGCCGCUGCCCAUGGCCAGACGGCCACUCUGGCCCUUAAGAGGCCGGGCACUCAGGUGAAUCAGACUCGCAUGCCUGUGGUGAUAACGCAGACGAUGCGACCGCAAGUGGGGAGAGGACCAACAAUACAAGUGAGGGGCCCUGUGGAUGUUACUGUUCAGGCCUCAGCCAAUCAGAAACAGAAGCUGAAUGACCCUGGGGGUGGAACUUUCAGGGAUGACGAUGACAUCAACGACGUGGCCUCCAUGGCCGGGGUAAACCUGAACGAGGAGAACGCUCGUAUUUUAGCCACGGGCUCUGAGCUGGUGGGAACCCAGAUUCGCUCCUGUAAGGACGAGGCGUUCCUGCCCACGGCCCUGCUCCACAAACGCAUGGUCGAGACGGCAAGAAGAUUUGGUGUGACUGAGGUGUCAGUGGAAGCAGUGAGCCUUGUUUCUCACGCCACCCAGGCCAGACUGCGUAACCUGCUGGAGAUGGUGUCUGCUAUCUCCCAGCACCGCGCUGACUCGUUCAAGGACGAGCAGCAUUACGAGCAGUCGUCAGACGUCAGAGCCCAGCUCAAGUUUUUCGAGCAACUGGAGAGACUGGAGAAGCAGAGGAAAGACGACGAGGAAAGAGAGAUCCUGCUGAAAGCUGCCAAAAGUCGCUCGAGGCAGGAGGACCCAGAGCAGGCUCGACUCAAGCAGAAAGCGAAGGAGAUGCAGCAACAGGAGCUGGCUCAGAUGAGACAAAGGGAUGCCAACCUCACAGCGCUUGCCGCUAUUGGACCGCGAAAGAAACGGAAGCUGGACAAUCUGGAAGCCUCUGGGACAGAGGCUGAUGGAGAUGGCCCCGGAGGCUCGGCGCCCAGCUCAUCUUCCUCAUCCGCGCUUUCGUCACGCCAGCUCUCCCGCCAGCGCAUAACACGGGUCAACCUCAGAGACUUCAUCUUCUGCAUGGAGCAGGAGAGAACCAUGGCCAAAUCAAUGCUGCUUUACAAGGCCCUGCUGAAAUAGGGUCCCUCAUCUUCCCUCUCCGCUCCGACAGCAGGCCAUCACAUCCAGUCUGCCCCAACCCCCUUUCCUAGCC
Chanos chanos (milkfish) is the source of this 3221-nucleotide messenger RNA. It is a transcript of the gene taf4l, whose product is annotated as transcription initiation factor TFIID subunit 4. The record is from RefSeq and is a predicted model, not a curated record. Gene Ontology annotation, molecular function: DNA binding; RNA polymerase II general transcription initiation factor activity; protein heterodimerization activity. Bases 29 to 3148 code for a protein of 1039 amino acids. NCBI's taxonomy places the organism in Eukaryota, Metazoa, Chordata, Actinopteri, Gonorynchiformes, Chanidae. Gene Ontology annotation, biological process: DNA-templated transcription; transcription initiation at RNA polymerase II promoter. The transcript is spliced from 16 exons. Gene Ontology annotation, cellular component: transcription factor TFIID complex.